AUGGCCAAUACAAAAACGGCAACUGUAACGGCAACAGCGACAGCAAGUGCAACAGCUAUUGGCGGCAGCGAGCAACAAUUCUGUAUGCAAUUAAAUGCUUCAGAAUUAACGGCGAUCAUAAUGAAAGGUUCACCCAAUUCCAACGAUCGCGAUGCUGGCUUCUGCUCCGGCAGUUCUGAGGGCGGCGACGAUCUCGACCGCAUGGAGCAUGCGCGCCUCGAAAGCAGCGGCAGUCCCACCAGCCCCACUGAUGCGACAACAGAGACCUCCGAGGAUUCCGUUGAAGUCAAAGUCACACCAAUUGCGCUGGUGCGCAAUAAACGCAAAAGUUCGGAACCCUCUAAGGUGGUGGACGCAAGCGCGACGUCUGUUGCGACGGGCGCGCUUGCGCCUGCACUCGCCACGGCGCCACUAAAGAAACGCAUACGUUAUACCUCGACGACAGAUUCUGCAGUGGUGUUGACACCGCCAGCGCUUGCGACACCGCCACCAACGCACGGCAUCUGGGAUCCUAGUCAAGUGUUACCUCAUGAAUUGAUGCCAAAUCCAGCGCAGGUGUUUGUGCGACAUCCGGGUGUCACGACACUGCAUCGCAUACCUGCCAGCACCGUCGAAGAGCAAUUGGAGCCGCUAGCGCUAGUUGCGAAGAAACCAACAACCACAAGCAGUGUUAAGGUUGAGUGCGAUCAAGCGCAUGCGUAUGUGCCCAACAAAUGCGCGCCUGCCAGCGAUGAGUCAGCGCCGUCCGUUUAUGUGCCGAAGAAGCAACAGGCAACGGCAAAUAGUCAACUAAAGUUCCAUGUCAACAGUGAGUCCGUACCGCUGGCGUUAACGACGAGCGCGCAUCACUUGAACGCUGCGCGGGACGAGCACGCGCUGCAACAACAGGCUAGCGCUAAUGGCAGCGCAUUGCAAUACAAUAAACCCGGCAGCGCAGCGGAUGAGACGCCCAGCGGUAGCGGCGGUAGUAUUGGCAGCGGCAGCGCGCGUCCGCAACAACGUAACUAUAAGAAUAUGACACGCGAAAGACGUAUAGAGGCGAAUGCGCGCGAACGCACGCGCGUGCAUACCAUCUCCGCGGCAUAUGAGACGCUGCGACGUGCUGUGCCCUCCUAUUCGAAUGCGCAGAAAUUGUCAAAGCUUUCAGUAUUGCGCAUCGCUUGUUCCUACAUUUUGACGCUGAGCCGCAUGGCUGGUGAGGAUUACAGCGCUGAUGGUUCUGAGCCAUCGCUGGCCGAUUGCUUCGAUGCGGUCACCGAAACCAUACAGACUGAGGGCAAGAUCAGAAAGAAGAAGGACGAAUAAGCGCUAAGCGGCGAUAAAGUGAAAGCUAGUUAGCAAGCAGGUUUCAAUAGUGCGUUUAGCACAUAAGACUUUAUUUUUAGACUUGCUGAUUUUCCUACUGAGCAAUUAAGUAAAACAAUAAAUAAUAAAAUAAAAAUUAUUGUGACUGAAGCUUUUAAGCACUGGCGCUUAAGAGCGUACGAAGCUUUUGCGUGUGCGAAGUGAAAGCUCAACUGUGUGAGCAAGUGUAAUAAAGCUUUAAAAGCGUUGAUAUGGCUUACAAAAAACGAUCAGUUAAUACUAGUAUGGCAUGCGAACGAUGAAAGCUCGCAUGAAAGCUCAAUCGAUUUGAUAUUAACUAAGUAAUAAUUAUUUUGAUAAGUAUGAUUGUAUGAUGUGAUGACGCUUUCGGCAAUGAGAAGUUGUAAAAAACACGAGGUUAAAAUUUUUUGUAAAUUUAUUUGUAUGCCAGAGAGAGCAGAGUGAUGUAGGAGAGAGAAAGGGAGAGUGGUUUCUCAAAGAGUAUGAACAUGAUAAAGGUAAAAAAACAGUACAAAAACGUAGCGGUAAAAAAAGUAAGCGGAAGCAGAAAAUAUUGUAUGCGGCAUAACGGUUUUGAGUCUUAGAGCAGAAAACAGAUAGUGAUAAAAGUUAUAAAAAAAUUUUAAAUUCUUAAAUUUUUUUACAGGUAAAAAAGACUAAUUUGAAUAAAAUCUCCAAUAUUUUUUAAUAAAAAAAAGUACCGUUACAAAAGCAUGUCGCUUGCUUUUCAAAAAAAUAAAAAAAAAAAACAAAAAUCGCUCAAUUACCGCCAAGACAAUAAUUAUAAACUAACGGUAAAUAUUCGAAACAAAAUAAUUUUUAAAUUUUUUACAACAACAAAUGGCAGCUUUUCAUUGCUACAAUACACUCGAAUGACAAUAACUAUAUUAUAAAAAUAAUAAUAAAAAAACAGAAGAUUUUCAAAACAUUUUCUCAAUAAAGUUUUCAAAAGCUCCUACAUAUGUAUUUAUAAAAUUUCAACUCUACUCUCCAUUUAUUAGAUAACAACAAUGGCUCUUUCGCUCCUGUACAAAUUAAUGUAAUUGUUGCAUGCAACCACACAACACGUAUGUUCACUACUACAUAUACAUACUAUAUAAAUAGAUUUAAAGAUAUUUAUGUCGCUCUAGCUACCCUAAAUCAAGCUAUAUAUAUUAUAUAACUUUUAUGUAUGUACUAUGUAAUGUUAAAUUUAUGAAGAAAAAAUCCUAU
This is a messenger RNA of Bactrocera tryoni, 2538 nucleotides long. RefSeq lists its product as uncharacterized. NCBI's taxonomy places the organism in Eukaryota, Metazoa, Arthropoda, Insecta, Diptera, Tephritidae. The record is from RefSeq and is a predicted model, not a curated record. Gene Ontology annotation, molecular function: protein dimerization activity; DNA-binding transcription factor activity. The coding region runs from base 1 to 1305 and encodes 434 amino acids. The transcript is spliced from 2 exons.